Messenger RNA from Limanda limanda (common dab), 4983 nucleotides. RefSeq names its product extended synaptotagmin-like protein 2a (gene esyt2a). The transcript has 23 exons. Gene Ontology annotation, biological process: lipid transport. The record is from RefSeq and is a predicted model, not a curated record. Gene Ontology annotation, molecular function: lipid binding. Bases 109 to 2727 code for a protein of 872 amino acids. Lineage: Eukaryota; Metazoa; Chordata; Actinopteri; Pleuronectiformes; Pleuronectidae.
GCGGGCUGUCACACACUCGCUGCCCGGUAUGCGAGGACUCGGUUGCCGGAGUGAAUCUGUCUUUAUUCAGCCGGAGGACCGGAGGUGGCAGGCGGACCGCGAGGGGAAAUGAGCAACAGGAUGGAGGGUUCGGCGGUGCCAGGCGGGGGGGCGAACGGACCGGUGGCGGCGCCCAGCAGCCCGGUGAGGUCCGGCAUGGGCCCGCCGCUGGCUCCACAGGAGCUGGGAGACCCGCCGCAGUCGUCCCUGACAGACGUCACCCAGAUGUGGAUCAAGUUUGCCAAGACCUUCGCCCUCAUCCUGCCCAUCUACAUCCUGGGGUACUUUGAGUUCAGCUUCAGCUGGGUUCUGAUCGGACUGGCGGCGUUGUUCUACUGGAGGAAGAACCACGGCGCUCAGGACUACAGGAUCAACCGUGCCUUAGCGUUCAUGGACCACGAGGAGAAAGCCACGAAGCAGAGCGUGCCUACGACUGAGCUGCCACCGUGGGUCCAUUAUCCAGAUGUGGAAAGAGUAGAGUGGCUGAAUAAGACGGUGAAGCAGAUGUGGCCUUUCAUCUGCCAGUUUGUGGACAAGCUGUUCAGGGAGACCAUCGAGCCGGCGGUGAAGGGCGCCAACCCUCAUCUCAGCUCCUUCUGCUUCACCAAGAUCGACAUGGGCGACAAGCCGCUGAGAGUGAACGGGGUGAAAGUUUACACAGAGAACGUGGACAAGAGGCAGGUGAUCAUGGAUCUGCAGAUCAGUUUUGUCGGAAACACAGAGAUUGACGUGGACAUCAAGAAGUUCUAUUGCAGAGCUGGGAUCAAAAGUAUUCAGCUUCACGGGACGUUGAGGGUGGUGAUGGAGCCUCUGCUGGGGGACAUGCCUCUGAUCGGCGCUCUGAGCGUCUUCUUCCUCAAGAAACCAUUGCUCGACAUCAAUUGGAGCGGACUCACAAACAUGCUGGACAUUCCUGGUUUAAAUGGUUUAUGUGACAACAUCAUCCAGGACAUCAUCUACGAUUUCCUGGUUCUGCCCAACUCCAUCAAGAUCCCUCUGGUGGGAGAAGCUGCACUAGCCGCGCUGCGCUUCCCCGUUCCCAAGGGCAUCCUGAGGAUCCACUUCAUCGAGGCCCAGGACUUGCUGAUUAAAGACAAGUUACUCGGAGGGCUGAUUAAAGGCAAGUCGGACCCGUACGGAGUCGUCCAGGUCGGGACACAAGUCUUCCAGAGCAAAGUCAAACACGAGACCAUCAACCCCAAAUGGAAUGAAGUGUACGAGGCCAUGGUGUACGAUCACUCUGGACCCAAUGUGGGCGUCGAGCUGUUUGACGACGACCCCGAUAAAGACGACUUUCUGGGAAGUCUGGUGAUCAACCUGGCCGAGCUCCAGAAGGAACAGAAGGUCGACGAGUGGUUUGUUUUGGAGGAAGUGGCCUCAGGGAAGCUGCACCUCAAACUGGAGUGGUUGUCUCCUCUGGCUGCACCUGAGCAGCUGGACCAGGCGCUGAUGAACAUCGGUGCUGAUCGCGGUAAAGCCAGCGACGGCCUGUCCUCUGCGCUGCUCGUAGUCUACCUGGAUUCUGCCAGAAACCUGCCGUCCGGUAAAAAAGUGACCAGUGAUCCCAAUCCGUUAGUCCAGUUCAGAGUGGGACACACAUCCUUCGAGAGCAAGACUCGAUAUAAGACCAACGAGCCCGUGUGGGAGGAGAGCUUCACCUUCCUCAUUCACAACCCCAGGAACCAGCAGCUGGAAGUGGAGGUGAAGGAUGAGAAACACGAAUGUUCUCUGGGGACGAUCUCGCUGCCGCUGACUCGCCUCCUGGAGGCAGAAGACAUGACGCUGAACCAGCGCUUCCCUCUGAAGAACUCCGGGCCGAGCUGCACCCUGAAGAUGAAGAUGGCUCUGCGGGUGUUGUGCCAGGUGAAGGACACGUCCCCAGCCCCUGACUCCGCCCCCUCCUCGGUGCAGGUCCCUAAGUCCUCCGGCCAGACGCCGAGACCCUCGGCCUCCUCUGACUCCAAGCUUCCCUCCGACGCCUCUGACCACCCCCCCUCGGCCCAGGACCUGAUGAACCGGCAGAAGGAAACGGGCGAAUACGCCCGGUCUCCCGGAAGCACGGACCUGGGGCAGGGCGGAGCAGAAAGAGGAGGGCGGAGUCUGGCGGAUUCCGGGAGGAGCAGCUCUAACCUUGCCAUCUCCGGCUCGCAGCAGUACCUGGCCGGAGGCAAAGAGCCGACGCCCAGCAUCGCAUCGGACAUCUCCAACCCCUACGCCACGCAGGAGCUGCAGCAGAGGCUCACCCAGCUGCAGAAUGGUUCAGGUCCCAGUUACUUCCCACUGGGUGAGGUCCAGCUCACGGUCAGACACAGCUCGCAGAGGAACAAGCUCAUCGUGGUGGUUCACGGCUGCAGAAACCUGAUAGCCUUCACGGAACAGGGGUCGGAUCCGUACGUCCGCCUCUACCUGCUUCCCGACAAACGGAGGUCGGGCCGGAGGAAAACUCACACGUUCAAGAAAACCCUCAACCCCGUUUAUGAUCAGACGUUUGAGUUCAGCGUCUCCCUCGUGGAGCUCCACAGACGGACCCUGGACGUGGCUGUGAAGAACAGCGGGGGUCUGCUCUCCAAGCACAAAGGCCUUCUGGGAAAGGUUCUGGUGGACUUGACUCAUGACGACAUCACGAAGAGUUGGACACAAUGGUAUGAGCUGAGCGAAGACGGCCUGGCGAGGCCUCCGCAGCUAUAGACGUCAACAACGAGUCUUCACGACAACAUAUCGCCACACUUCCGCUCUACAUCACUGCACCAUGUUGUUCUUUCAUCACUUGUAACUGUUAAACACAAACAAAAGGAACAGAAAAGCAGCUUUCGAUUUAUUUAAUCACGUCAGUCGCAAGGCAAACGUCCCCUUUAAGAAGUGCGUGAGUGGCUGAGUAUAUAUGCAACAAGUAGAAAACUAUAUAUGACACAAUAUACAGUAGAACAGUCUAUUUUUUAGUCGUAAAGAUCGAUGUGCUGAGGUUUGUAAAUAAUGUAAAAUGAUGCUGGAUGAAACUGGCGUGGAGAGAAAGACGUCCGAGGUCUCGGACUUGGCCAAAUGAUUGUUUGUAAUUUUAUCUGUUAUCAUGAUUAUUAUUAUUUUUUCUUUUUUUAAAUUGCUCAAUAUUCUGGACGGAGUUUCUGAGGCAGAGCGGGGGGGGGCGCAGGGAGAGACGUCACCAAAGAGACGAGAAGUGUUUUAUUUUGGUAACACAACUGUACGCUGGCUUUAUUACACUUUAAUAACGUGUGUAUUAACCAUGUGAUGAGAACUUUGAAUUCACAAAUAUCGUGUUAAAUAUGAUGCAAGUAAUAAGUUUAUUUAGCUCGAUAACAGAGGCUUUUUCAUCAGUUAAUAUACCUGCUGUUACACUGCAAUAAGGCCGUUAUCUGAUGGUUUUUAAAACUAUUUGCACAUUUGUGUGUUUGUGUGUGUGUUUUUUUAUCUGGUCGGGGAUCAUCCGUGUUCUUAUCGGCAUUUUGAACAUUUCCUGAAUUAAUUUAGGAUGAAAACAUCAGGUUUAUCAGAUAAUUUCAUCUCAAAUUCAUUAAAUUCAUGUUUUUCAAAAUAUCAAAUUCAAAGAUUUUGAACUGAUGAAAAAUCCGUUUGAAGGGAAUUUGGUGACAUUUUGGUUUUGCUUUCUCAUCAAAAGUUAAAUGCGAGGUUUGGUUGUGCUUUUGUCUCGAGCAACACAAUCCGCCUGCCAUCUCCUUUUUAAGUUUAUCAAUUAUUAUAUGUCGUUAUAUUAUUUGCUUGUAUGAAACAAUAAUGAAAUCCACCAGCUGAUGUUUUUACACUCAUCCCUGUCUCCGUGCUUUAUGCUAAGCUAAGCUAACCCUGGAUUUUGGUUUUAAAAAAUGAAAACAUGUAUUACUCAAAGUAUGGAACUAUCGCUAUCAUGUCAUUCCUCUAUCACGUUGGACUUUAUCUAAAAUGAAAAGUGAGAGAACAGCAUUUGUGUUAAAAAUAAAGACGUAGAGCAGCAGGGUGGUGAUUUCACCUCUUCUGUUGUCGUGGCUUUUAUUUGAUAAUUAACACUUUGCACUUUUCAUCAAACAUCUUUAAACUCGUUGAAUUAUCUGGACGAUGCUUUAAUCACCAACGUUUUAUUUCCCACUUCCUGUUGUUGAUGUCAUGAUCGUCGCUCACAUUUUGUUUACGUCAACAUCGGUCUUAACUCUUCAUCGAGGGUAAUUUUCAACACUUUGUUGUGUCACGUUUGUUGCGUUGACGCACAAAAUGUGUCGUCUGAAACAAACCCCACACAGAAGUGGUGAAAACGACAUUUCUCUGUUUUCCUGUUUAGUUUUUUUAGCUUCGAGUUUGCCUCUAGUUUCACAUUUUUGUUUAGUUCUCGGUUGGUUUAGUUUUUUCUUUAAUGUUUGUUUUCUCUUGUUGUUCACUAUUGUGUGUAAAUUUAAUUGCUUGGUUUGUUUCAUAUUUGUUUUGUGUUGCCUUGUGUACAUGCACUUGAAUGAAGCAUUGAUCUGAUUUAUAUCAGUAAGAAACGAUGUGGUUGUGAAUGAGUUUUAGUAUCGAACACUUAAUUGUGUUUGUGUGUCAAAACGCAGCCAAACAGUGAUUGUGUGUUGAUCCUGAGGUGGCUGCAGUUUGACCUUUGCCCUUUGAAACACCAAAUAUUGACCUUUGCCUUGUUCUCAUCAAGAAAGUAUUUCACAUAAAUGUCUAACUAUUGUUUAAUGUCUCUCAAUGUUCUCUUCCAACCGUUGUCCUCUUUGUCGUGGUUUGUGCGUCAGUCUUCGUAUUUUGUGUGUCAGCCAUCGGGUUUGCACGCUUUGCCUCUGUGGGUGCAGUGUGUCCUCGUUUAUCUUGUUUAUCUUGUGCCUUAAAAUCCACACGGCCCAGAGAUAUUAACGUGUUUGAAAAGAACCAACGUGUUUUAGAACGUCUCAAUGAAAUGAAUAAAGAGCUUCGGCUGCAGCAGCAGGAAGCUGAACAGCA